CCCACCCAUCACCCAUUACAACUCCAAACCAGAUUAAAAACCCUCAAACUUCUUAUAUUAAAUUUUUGGACUCUUACCACUGUAACAUUUUCUUGCCUUCCCAUCCAGUACCCAUUGCAAACUCCAAGCCACAUUUAAAACAGUCAACAAUUUCUGUUAGAUGGUCUAUUUUUCUCAUUAAUCACCACAAUCGGAUUCAUAGUCAAAGUCUAUAAGUCUGCGCAAGAAAAAAUCUCCUUAUCAACCCAAAUUCCAUCUUCCAUAUUUGCGGACGAUGUUGUACAAGCAACGCGUUGAAGAGGAGCAGGAGCAGCAACAAUGAAGGGAGUUUCAUUAUCUCGGCCAUUGACUACAAUUCAGGCCUCUUCCGCCCUCUGUCAAAAGCCGCUUGGCCAUGCGGAUACUUUUCUAUCCUGUAGGCCUCUUGGCACCAAUUCCGGAUUCAUUGGCAGAAGAAUUUUUUCAUCCCAUUUAAAAUCGAAUCCAAUUGGGCAUGUGGGUGUUGGAUAUCAACACGCGAAAAAGAGCACGGUAGUUACUAAAGCCUCUGCGACAGCUACUAAAGAAGCAGACAUUCUUGCCCCCAUCACCAUCUUCACUGCCAGUGGGCAGCCUGUAGACCUCAAAGACCUCUGGGAUCAAAAUAAUGGAAUGGCUGUGGUGGCACUUCUCAGGCAUUUUGGGUGUCCAUGCUGUUGGGAGUUGGCAUUGAAUUUGAAAGCUGUGAAACCAAAGUUUGACUCAGCAGGAGUGAAACUUAUAGCAAUUGGUGUAGGCACUCCUGACAAAGCUCGUAUUCUUGCUGAAAGGCUACCAUUCCCAUCCGAUUCUCUCUAUGCAGAUCCAGAUCGCAAGGCAUAUAAUGCUCUUGGAUUAUAUUAUGGCUUCAACCGGACAUUCUUCAAUCCUGCUAGUGUGAAUGUCUUUUCAAGGUUUGACUCCUAUCGAGAUGUUAUGAAGAAGUAUACAGUUAAAGCCACACCAGAAGAUAAAAGCAGUGUCUUGCAACAGGGUGGGAUGUAUGUUUUCAAAGGAAAGGAAUUGUUGUAUGCAAGGAAAGAUGAGGGGACUGGAGAUCAUGCUCCCCUAGAUGAUGUCCUAAAUGUUUGUUGCACAGUUCCUGUUAGCUAAACUCAAAUUGUAGUUAUCAUAAGUCAUUGAUCAUGACUUUCUGAAGUUGCUUCUCUAAACGCUGUAGAUAAAAGAAAUAAAGUUUAUAGUAGAAAUACAUACUCCAGGAGUAUAUUGUUGUUCAAGAGUAGCCAAAGUCAAUAUGUAUAUGUUUCACUUAAAUUAAUUAUGAAUUCUGUUUCUCAAAUUCAUAUUAUAGGGGCAGCAUUUUAUUCAACUUAUAUAAUCAGCUUAUUUCUCAGUUUAUAGUUC
Molecule: messenger RNA, 1383 nt
Organism: Cryptomeria japonica (Japanese cedar)
Lineage: Eukaryota; Viridiplantae; Streptophyta; Pinopsida; Cupressales; Cupressaceae
Product: thioredoxin-like protein AAED1, chloroplastic
Exons: 7
Coding region: 319-1131 (270 amino acids)
Molecular function (GO): antioxidant activity
Source: RefSeq, a predicted model, not a curated record